Messenger RNA from Pistacia vera, 734 nucleotides. RefSeq names its product 40S ribosomal protein S16-like. Gene Ontology annotation, molecular function: RNA binding; structural constituent of ribosome. The coding region runs from base 73 to 519 and encodes 148 amino acids. Gene Ontology annotation, biological process: maturation of SSU-rRNA from tricistronic rRNA transcript (SSU-rRNA, 5.8S rRNA, LSU-rRNA); translation. Gene Ontology annotation, cellular component: cytosolic small ribosomal subunit; ribosome. NCBI's taxonomy places the organism in Eukaryota, Viridiplantae, Streptophyta, Magnoliopsida, Sapindales, Anacardiaceae. The record is from RefSeq and is a predicted model, not a curated record. The transcript has a single exon.
UUCUUUUGGCUUCACUUUACACUUUCAGCUUAGGGUUUCUCCUCUCUCCAGAAAAAGAAAACCCUAACAACAAUGGCAACCGCAGCCCCGGCCCCUGUAGAGUCGGUGCAAUGUUUCGGCCGCAAGAAGACGGCCGUCGCCGUCACUUACUGCAAGCGCGGCCGCGGUCUGAUCAAGAUCAACGGCUGUCCAAUCGAGCUGGUGGAGCCGGAGAUCCUGCGCUUCAAGGCUUACGAACCGAUCCUCUUGCUCGGACGACACCGUUUCGCCGGCGUCGACAUGAGGAUUCGCGUGAAGGGCGGAGGACACACGUCGCAGAUCUACGCGAUCAGACAGAGCAUAGCUAAGGCACUCGUGGCGUUUUACCAGAAGUUCGUUGACGAGCAGAGCAAAAGGGAGAUCAAGGACAUUCUUGUAAGGUACGACAGGACCUUGCUUGUGGCGGAUCCCAGGCGGUGCGAGCCCAAAAAAUUUGGUGGUCGUGGUGCCAGAGCUAGGUUCCAGAAGAGUUACCGUUGAACGGACGACUGGUCGUUUUUACAGUGCUGGCUUGUUUUGACUUUUAUCAAAUUUUGGGAAUUUAGACUUCGGAAGGAUAUUAGUGAAAUGGGCUAUUGUUGUUUUGGUGUCCUAAGCGGUUUCACUAGUCUUUGUUAUUAUCUUUAUUAUGGAUCAUUUGCUUAAGCUUAAUGGAUGAUUAUAGUUGUCAAAUUCAUGUUGGAUUGUUAUUAUUA